Messenger RNA from Lachancea meyersii CBS 8951, 969 nucleotides. Lineage: Eukaryota; Fungi; Ascomycota; Saccharomycetes; Saccharomycetales; Saccharomycetaceae. The record is from the annotation of a GenBank genome assembly.
AUGAGCAUUGUAACCAGCGAAAUACCGGAGGAGCCUAAAGUCGAAGAUAUCUCGCUCUGGGGCGUCGAGGAAGUGCUCAUUUGGUUGGAGCAGACACUAUGCAUUUCUGGGCCAGAGGACAGUGAAAUAGACACCGAGGGCGCUUCUGUACAUCCUUCAUCGCGCGACAAGGUUCGUGAGAAUUUUCGCGAAAAUUCAAUUGACGGUUCUGCAAUACUGGAGCUGGAUCUAGACGACUGCAAGCAAUUGCUCAAUAGCGAUGCGAAACUCGCAGUUCAGCUAAAAUUGGAAGUCAACCGGCUGAAGAACCAAAAACGCUCCCAAGAGGACGAAAUACUCGCUGUACUCAGUCAGCUGUACUCCACUGUCAGCGACAAGCUCCAGGAUUUUCAAAGCCAGUAUUCCCGGCUUCGGCUCGACGUUCUCGAAGUGGUCAAGAGAGACCCGGUUUCUUUACCUCAGAGUCAAAACGUAUCCACAGGUUCUGCGUCAUCAUCUCAUGGCCAUGCGCCCCAGCAUGACUACUUCGAGGGACAUCGAGUCGUUAUGCCGUCGUCGCCGAACACCCCAGCCGUUCGCCAGCCUCUCAACAGGUCCACUUCUGGCUCUGUCUUUCACCCUAACCCGUCUGCCUCCACCGUUAGCACGCCAUACUCUGUUCCGACCUCUCAGCCUGCAGCAGGCGUUGGAAAUGAGCCACUGAAGCACAUGCGAGCCUCUAAAGAAGACUCCUGUGAAAGAAUACUGAAAAGCGCCAUGAAGCGACAUGGCCUGAGCGAGCAGGACUGGCGACAAUACGUGUUAGUCAUCUGCUAUGGCGACCAGGAACGUAUACUGGAGCUAGACGAGAAGCCCGUGCAGAUUUUUAAAAACCUAAAACAACAGGGUCUACAUCCGGCGAUCAUGCUGCGGCAACGCGGGGACUUUGAAGAAGUAAGUAACGGGCUGACUCCGGGUGGGAGACUAUAG